Aegilops tauschii subsp. strangulata is the source of this 642-nucleotide messenger RNA. RefSeq lists its product as uncharacterized. NCBI's taxonomy places the organism in Eukaryota, Viridiplantae, Streptophyta, Magnoliopsida, Poales, Poaceae. The record is from RefSeq and is a predicted model, not a curated record.
AUGUCAGAGGGCAAUGAUAGUCAGAACAAGUCUGAAGAGCAGUUCAACCUCAGUGAGGGCACUAGUCCCUCAAGCAGCUAUGAUGAGGGGAGAAGAAGCACUCCCAGCAACUUGCCUAAGGCAGCAACUAGGCAAAAUAAGAAGAGAACAUCUGAAUCUGAGGAUGAGGAUUUUUUGAUUGAGGAGGAAGUGACCUCCAAGAAGAAAGUACUCAAGAAAGAGUAUGCUGCUGCUACCAAGCCUGGAAUGCCCAAGAAAGCUCCAUCUAGGAGAGCUCCAAUGUCCAAAGUCAGAGCCUCAACCCAGGAAACUAUGAAGUUCACUUUGGAACAAUCUAAUGAUGAUGAGGCUGCUGGCAAGAAGAAGAAGAGGGCAAGAACCACUACUCCUAAGGUGCUUGGAAAACCUUCCAUGGUGGAAGAUGAUGAAGAAGAGGAGGAGGAAGAGCCUGUUGCACCUCCUGCAAAGACUCAGAAGCUUAUGGGGGAUGUCAUAAGGACUAGGGCUGCUCCAUCUAAGCCCAAGUCUGCCCCCAAGCAUGCAGCUCAAGCUCAAGCCCCCAAGACCACUUCACCAAAGAGAUCUACCAGAAACAUCCCUGCUGCUGAAAAUAAUAAGGCCCCAGUGCCUGAAGCUCAAUAG